Molecule: messenger RNA, 981 nt
Organism: Vicia faba (fava bean)
Lineage: Eukaryota; Viridiplantae; Streptophyta; Magnoliopsida; Fabales; Fabaceae
Source: the annotation of a GenBank genome assembly
AUGCCUACAUUAAAUCAAUUGAUUCGUCAUGGUAGAGAAGAAAAACGGCGCACGGACCGUACUCGAGCUUCGGAUCAAUGUCCCCAGAAGCAAGGAGUACGCCCGCGUGUUUCAACGAGAACACCGAAAAAACCAAAUUCAGCUCCACGUGUUUUCUACCCGGGUCGGAGCGGGAAUUAUCACUUUGUUUCCACGGGUCCAGUCCUUUCGGGUCCAAGUAUCUCUCAAUUUCUGCCUUUGGUUAGCGGGAAGGGCUCACCUGCCUUGAUCAUGCUUGGCCGACCUCUACUGAUGUAUCUGUCAUUAAUGGAAGCACGAGGGAACGAGUUUCAUCGGCAGGCUUUUUUGGCUGUAAAAGCAGCUCCCCCUGAAAGCCGUAUGGAUCCCUUCGCUCGAUCGGCAGGCUCUCCUCCCUACAGAGUUUCUUCUGUUCGAAGAGAAGAGCGAUGCUGGCGGCGGGGCACUCGAAUAUGCCCUUUUUAUACCAGCACCAAGUGUCCGCCCCCUGGUCCCGAUCACGUUCACAACCAAAGACUCCCUUCUAUGGUCUCAGGAGCUAGUUUGCCAAACUAUCAAACAUGGCAACAACGUUUGCACGCUGUGCUAGUGGUUUUACUUUCAUCGCUACUUGGAACCGAUAAACCGCACAGAGACGUUCUCGAACACUCUCUCUACGUCAUUUUCAAGCGGGUAUCCUGGAAGAAUCACUUUACCUUCCUCUGCAGUGAGCUUCUAGAGAGCGUGAAGAAAGCCAGUCACUCUAGAGUAGAAAGAAAUAGAAUCGAGUAUGACAGAACCUGUAGCUUUGAUCUUGAACGUCUUUCAGCUCUCACGACCCAGCUGCUGUUGAAUCUGCGUAAGGAGAUGCCGGUGAUAAGUUCGGCUAAGCCAGAAAGAGUUAGAUCCCCAGAUGAGAUGCGGCAAUGUCCUAAUCAAAGCAGGCGCAAGGUCAAUGAUUUAGCUCAAGGCUCUUCUUCUUGA